Messenger RNA from Sarcophilus harrisii (Tasmanian devil), 3365 nucleotides. It is a transcript of the gene TRIM29, whose product is annotated as tripartite motif containing 29. Bases 166 to 2016 code for a protein of 616 amino acids. Gene Ontology annotation, molecular function: zinc ion binding. NCBI's taxonomy places the organism in Eukaryota, Metazoa, Chordata, Mammalia, Dasyuromorphia, Dasyuridae. The transcript is spliced from 10 exons. The record is from RefSeq and is a predicted model, not a curated record.
GCUCCUGUUGCCGAGGCUGUGGUUGCCCCUCCUCCCUCCUAGCCCCUGCAGGUGUGUCUCCAGGUUCUCUGGCUCCCUUCUCCACUCCUUACCCAGAUUUAGACCUGAUCAGUCACCCUGUCUCAGAGCUCCAGUUGAUCCCAUUGCCAGUGAGAGAGAGAGAGAAUGGAAGCCUCAGAAGGCACAAGAAGCAAUGGGGUUAGUCCUGAAGCCAGGGAUGCCCGAAGCCCCUUGGGCACCAAUGGCAACAUGGAGAACGGUGGCAAGGUUGAAGGCAAGGAUACCAAGGGCACCAAUGGGCACGCCGGGGAAGGUACUGAGAACAAAAAUCUAGGGAGCCCCCUGAAGCAGGGGGAGGGAAGAAGCUCCUUGUUUUCUGGCAACGAGUGGCGGAAGCCCAUCAUCCAGUUUGUUGAAUCUGUAGAUGACAAGAACUCCAACUAUUUCAGCAUCGACUCUGCGGACAAGAGGUCCCCUUAUGCCGGCCUCCAGUUGGGGGCCUCCAAGAAGCCACCUGUGACCUUUGCAGAAAAGGGGGAGCUGCGUAAGUCCAUUUUCUCUGAGUCCAGGAAGCCUGCGGUGUCCAUCCUGGAAUCUGGGGAGGGGAGAAGGAACAGCUACCCCCGUGGGGGAGACUCGGGCAUCAGCCUCCUUCGGUCCAAGUCCAAUUCAGAAGAGAUCCUUUGUGACUCCUGCAUAGGCAACAAGCAGAAGGCGGUGAAAUCUUGCCUGGUGUGUCAGGCCUCCUUCUGUGAACUGCACCUCAAGCCUCACCUGGAGGGAGCAGCCUUCCGGGACCAUCAGCUGCUUGACCCCAUCAGGGACUUUGAGGCCCGAAAGUGCCCCCUUCAUGGAAAGACCAUGGAGCUCUUCUGUCAGACAGAUCAGACCUGCAUCUGUUACCUCUGCAUGUUCCAGGAGCACAAGAACCACAGCACCGUGACCGUGGAGGAAGCAAAAGCCGAGAAAGAGACAGAACUGUCAUUGCAAAAGGAACAAUUGCAGCUGAAGAUCAUUGAGAUUGAAGAUGAAGCUGAGAAGUGGCAGAAAGAACGGGACAGGAUUAAGAGCUUCACCACCAAUGAAAAAGCCAUCCUGGAACAGAACUUCCGUGACCUAGUUCGGGAUCUUGAAAAACAGAGGGAUGAAGUUAGGGCAGCACUGGAACAGAGGGAGCAAGAUGCUGUGGACCAGGUGAAGGUGAUUGUGGAUGCACUGGAUGAGAGGGCCAAAGUGCUACAUGAGGAUAAACAGACCAGAGAUCAGUUGCACAGUAUCAGUGACUCAGUGCUGUUUCUUCAGGAAUUUGGGGCACUAAUGAGCAAUUAUUCACUUCCUCCACCUCUACCUACAUACCAUGUCUUGUUGGAAGGAGAAGGCCUGGGUCAGUCACUGGGUAACUUCAAGGAUGACUUACUCAAUGUGUGCAUGAGACAUGUGGAAAAGAUGUGCAAAGCGGAUCUGAGUCGAAACUUCAUUGAGAGAAAUCAUAUGGAGAAUGGGGACCAUCGCUUUAUGAACAACUAUGCAACUGACUGGGGCCAGUCAGAUACCAUGAAGAGAUAUUCCAUGUACCUCAAUCCUAAGGCUGGGGCCAGAGCAUCUUAUCAACCUUCUUCUCCAGGCCGCCUCACCAAAGAGUUCAACCAGAAGAACUUCAACAAUCUUUAUGGAACCAAAGAUAACUACACUUCCAGAGUAUGGGAAUAUUCAUCCUCCAUUCAGAGCUCCGAUAACAUGCCUGUUGUUCAAGGCAGCUCCUCCUUCUCUCUGAAAGCAGGCAGUGGGAAAGUCCCCUAUCAGUUCACCACCCUGGGACAGGCCUCUACAGAGUUUUCCAAACAGUUGGAUGGUGGCCUGUUUAACAGUAACGCUGGUUAUCCUUCCAUCAUUAGAAGUCAGAGUCCCAAAGCUCAGCCACAGACUUGGAAAUCUGGCAAGCAAACCUUGCUGUCACACUACCGUCCUUUCUAUGUCAACAAGGGCAAUGGCGUGGGUUCCAAUGAAGCCCCUUGAGCUCCUGACCCAGGAGUGAGACACCAAGAGACCAUCUGACCCUUCCCCAGUUGUACCUGCUACUACUAUUAUUCAGCUACUCUUCUGUCUCUAGGGGGUCUGGGUUGGUGGAGAACGUGACCUCCCAAGGAUUGUCCUCCCCACCCCACCCCCAGCUUCUCCAGUCCUCUGACCUCCCUGACAGUCUUAGAAUUUGUCAGUAACUGCCCCUUAGCUACACUAUGCUUGGUCCCCUGUCUGCUCGGGUCCCCUGCUUUCCCUGCAGCCAGAGAGAACUAUCAUCUCUGGUUUUAUGGGUCAGGAUAGAGUUCACAGAAGGGACUUUCCUUCCUCCCCUCCCAUACAGUUAGGUCCUUCUGCAGUUCCUGAGAUGGCACCAGCCUGCCAUCCCUGCCCAGUCUCCUGUCUCCUCAGUGCAGCCAAAACAUCGGUUUCCCAUAGGACUGCAGACAAUCACCCUGCUGGGGACCCAAGGGGGCUGUGCACCUAGCGGACAAGCUUCUGUCGCUUCCUAGACACAGACGUUGUCUCGCUCUUGUCAGCUCGUGUCCUUGGCAGGGCAAGAUUGAUUUCCCUCAGACUCAGACCAAUUUUUCUAAUUCCAGGCCUGCCCAGGGUUUUUGAUCUUGCCUGAAGAGGGCAAAAUUCCUCCUCUCUGGCUAAAGGCUGGUUUCCUACACAGCCAGAAGGGGUGGAUGCUUUUGUCAUUGUGCCAACAGGCCCAGAGUCCUCAACCAAGGGGUAAGAAGAUAAGUCCCCCCCAUUCAGGAAACCUAUCUCUAUGAGAGAGGCUUGACUCUUACCCCUCCCUAAUCCUUCUCUUUGUUGCCUCAGUGGGGGAUGCUCCUCACAGUGCCUUCCUGUAGGCUUGCAAAUAGCUGCUAGCCUGGUUGCCUUGGGGUUGAGUGAUUCAUUUUGUUGCCUAAAGUAGAAUAUAAAAUAAAGGAGUGGGUGGGAAGGGGAGAACCUGGUGAAUGAAAAUGACUGGGCUAGUAUACAGUAAGCACUUAGGUAAAAAUAUGUCCCCUAUGCCCAUCCCAAACAGAAUUGCUGUCCCUUUUUCCCUUUGACCAUUCUCACUGUUAAGAGCUACUUAGCAUCUCAGCUUUCUCAGGACCUAGCUGAGAGUGAGCCUUGAGAAGAAAAAAGUCAACAAUAAUAUACAAAACCAGGAGGAGUCUGACUCCUGACAUCUGAUCUCCCUUCCCCCACUGUGGAGGGAAGAAAGUGGUAGGGAGACAGAGAAGGGACAGGGUGGAGGGGGUUGGUUGGGAGAUACUGGGCUGGCACAGGAUGGGAGGAGCUCAGCUGUGGCUUCCCCUCCAGAAUAAAUCAUUGAUCAACCCUUU